AUGGCCUCAGCAGCGGGCAAUGGUGCUGGCGCGGCGGCGCUCAUGGUGGCCGCCUCCAUCCUGGCACUGGCCGCCGGCGGCAGCGCCCAGCUGCAGUACGGGUUCUACAGGGGCAAGUGCAAAGGCACCGACGUGGAGGCGGUGGUGCAGAGCAUCGUCAGGGCCCGCUUCGCGCGCGAGAACCCCAUCGUCGCCUACCUCCUCCGCAUGCAGUUCCACGAGUGCGCCGUCAAUUGGAGCGUGCUCAAGGUGGACAACCACUACUACAAGAACCUGCAGAAAAAACGCGGCGUGCUCGCCUGCGACCAGAACCUGUACAAGGACGGGUUCACGAGCUCGAUCGUGGACCUGCUCGCCAAAGACAACGGCCUCUUCACUUCGCUCUUCCCCAAGGCGCUCGUCAAGCUCAGCGAGGUCAACGUGCUCACCGGCACGCAGGGGGAGGUCCGCAAGGUCUGCAACAGGUUCAACUGA
Molecule: messenger RNA, 474 nt
Organism: Miscanthus lutarioriparius
Lineage: Eukaryota; Viridiplantae; Streptophyta; Magnoliopsida; Poales; Poaceae
Source: the annotation of a GenBank genome assembly